Messenger RNA from Neohortaea acidophila, 1368 nucleotides. RefSeq names its product transmembrane amino acid transporter protein-domain-containing protein. NCBI's taxonomy places the organism in Eukaryota, Fungi, Ascomycota, Dothideomycetes, Mycosphaerellales, Teratosphaeriaceae. Gene Ontology annotation, biological process: amino acid transmembrane transport. The transcript has 3 exons. Gene Ontology annotation, molecular function: amino acid transmembrane transporter activity. The coding region runs from base 1 to 1368 and encodes 455 amino acids. The record is from RefSeq and is a predicted model, not a curated record. Gene Ontology annotation, cellular component: vacuolar membrane.
AUGCUCAACGCCAUCCGCGGUCAGAAGCAAAUCGUUGUCCGAGAGGAGGCCGCUGUUGUCGACGAGGCUUCGCAGACAGCUUCAACCCAUCAUGGGUUGAAGUGGUGGCAGGCUGCUUUCAUCAUCACCGCCUCCACCAACUCCCUCGGGGUCCUCUCGCUGCCAAAAGCGAUCGCACCAAUUGGGAUUGUUGCGGCCCUCUUGGUGAUUCCCUUCAUAGGACUGUUGCAAUGGUACACCGGCUUCGUAAUCUGGCAGCUCGUCUCCAGAUAUCCGGGAGUAACCUCCUUUCCGGAACUGAUGGGCGUGUUCCUCGGCACGUGGGGCCGUCGCAUCGGCGUUGUCAUGCAGACGCUUGUCCUCGUCUGCAUCAUGGCCGCGCAUGUGGUGGGAUUCAGCAUCGCCUUUGAUGUUGUGUCAGGCUACCGGUUGUGCUCGGUGCUCUGCACGGUCAUCGGAGUCCUCAUGAUGGUUCCUUUUUCGCUUGUGCGUAGUCUGCGCGACACGUGGAAGAUCUCUGUUCUGGCCUGCAUCUCAAUCAUGGCCGCCGUUGUCAUCGCCCUCGUGUCAGUGGCAAUAAACCGGGUUCCCUACCCUGACGACUACCUGAUUCCCCCGGAAAGCGUCACGUCAUUCUACAAAGGCUUCCAAACGGUGAACAGCAUCCUGUUCGUCUUCAUGGCACACAUCGCCUACCCGUCGCUCAUCUCCGAAAUGCGACAAUCAGAAGACUUUCCCCGCGCUCUUCGCAUCCAGGCCCUUUUCACCAUCGCCUUCUCGCUGUUCGUCGCCCUCGCCUUCUACGCCAUCAUCGGAUCGAGUGUCGGCUCCCCAGUCCUGUCAUCUGCGCACCACACCCUGCGUCUGGUAGCAUAUGUGAUCGCCUGGCCGACCAUCGGCGUCGCCGCCAUUCUGUCCUGCGUCGUGGCCGGCACACAUAUCUACCGAAGCAUCUGGGAAAAGACAAAGCCUCGCAUCGGCAGCAAUGGCGCUCCAGUCAGCAGAUGGCGCAAGAACCUCUCCUGGGUCGGCAUCAUCUCCGCCCUCUGGACAGCAGCAACGCUGAUGGCGCUCGGAAUCCCGGCGUUCGAACACAUCAUACCGCUCGUGGGAGCACUCUUCGGCCCGGCGUACAUCCUGAUCAUGCCGUCAGUCUUCUUCGUCCAGCACGCUGCUCGGGGGUUUGAUUGCAAGAUCUGGCAGGUGCCGCGACGCAUGCCGUUCUUCUUUGCGCUGAAUGUCGUCAUCUUGUGUCUGGGGAUUGCGCAGUGUACGAUGGGCUUGAAGGGCACGGUUGAGGCGAUCGUCGCUUAUUUCCCUGACGGCGGCUUUUCCAGGCCCUUCUCAUGCGCAGCACCGGCGGCGUAG